GUCGUACUUGUCAAGACAAGGAUAUGAUGGAUAUGAUAUGAAACAAGAUGAAACAUUAGAUGAGUCAAAUGAUCGGUUGACAUUAAAUCAAGCAAUUGAAAUAUUAUCAAUUGCAGAAAAGCAAAUGACAGAUGAAAUUAAUGUUAUGGAGAUGGAAUGUAAUGAAUUGUUUCAGGAUAUUCAAAG
Molecule: messenger RNA, 186 nt
Organism: Cetraspora pellucida
Lineage: Eukaryota; Fungi; Glomeromycota; Glomeromycetes; Diversisporales; Gigasporaceae
Source: the annotation of a GenBank genome assembly